AUGAUACAUCAUGUUAAAGAGGUGCUGGAAGUUGAAUUAAGGUUCAGUGAAGAAGAGAACCAUGAUUUAUUAGUCAUGGCUGCCAUUGUUCCAGGGAGGCAAAAUUUUCUGAGGGGCUCCAUGGAUCAUAAAAGCAACCUGCAAGUUGAUUCCAGCAAAAGCCAAGCAGAGACUUCAAGCAAUUCUCCUGCCAUCCCUGAGAAAAAUCAUUGUUCUGAAGCUCAGAGCACUCCAAAGGACUGUGACACCUUCGCAGACCAUGCAAACAAGGCAGCUCAAGAUCUCCAGGAACGGAGUCACUCAGUGGGAGCCCCUACAAAACCUGGUUCAGAACAGAGUCUUGCACAGAAGCAGCGAACAUCCCGCCGAAGAUGUCAGCAGCCCAAAAUGUUGAGUAGCCCCGAGGACACCAUGUACUAUAACCAGCUAAAUGGAGCUCUAGAAUAUCAAGGGAGCAAGAGGAAGCCAAGAAAACUUGGCCAAAUUAAAGUGCUUGAUGGUGAAGAUGAGUAUUACAAAUCUUUGUCACCUGUGGACCCAGAGGAAGACAGCUCUGCCCACCCAUUCUUUUUUCCCUCAUCCUCAAAAGGAGCACCUUUUGCUCAGCUCUGA
Messenger RNA from Sorex fumeus (smoky shrew), 612 nucleotides. Its product is annotated as myosin-IIIb-like. The record is from RefSeq and is a predicted model, not a curated record. The transcript is spliced from 7 exons. The coding region runs from base 1 to 612 and encodes 203 amino acids. Lineage: Eukaryota; Metazoa; Chordata; Mammalia; Eulipotyphla; Soricidae.